AUGCAGCGAGGCAGGGUGCGGGCGGCGCCGGCGGCGCUGCUGGCGCUGCUCUGCGCCGCGCUGCUCCCGCUCCGCCCGGAGGCCGCCAGGGCGCACAAGCAGCGGCCGGCGCGGACCCGGAGCUGCGGCGAGCGGCCCGAGGAGCUGCUGGAGCAGCUGUACGGGCGGCUGGCGGCGGGCAUGCUCAGCGCCUUCCACCACACCCUGCAGCCCGAGCCGCCGGGCCGCCAGCACAACGCCAGCUGCCCCGCCGGGGCGCGGCCGCCCGCGGACAAGAGGGUCCGGCUCCCCGUCAACCUGCGCAGCGCAUCGCCCUGGGCGUACAGAAUCUCCUACGAUCCCACGAGAUACCCUAAGUACAUUCCCGAAGCCUACUGCCUGUGCAAAGGCUGCCUGAUGGGGAUCUUCGGCGAGGAGAGCCCGCAUUUCCGCAGCACCCCGGUGUUCAUGCCCACGGUCAUCCUGCGCCGCACGCCCGCCUGCGCCGGCGGCCGCUACGUCUACACCGAGGAUUACAUCACCAUCCCCGUGGGCUGCACCUGCGUCCCGGAGCAGGAAAAGGAGGCGGAGAGCGUCAAUUCCAGCAUAGAUAAGCAAGAAGUGAAGUUGCUGGUGGGCCAGAACAAGCCCUCAUCGGAAUGAAGAAUGUAUUAAAAGUCAUGUUUCAGUACUGGCCUCACAUCAUCAUCUCACCACUCCAGGAAAUCACGCUGCAGCAGCAAACGCACUCACUUGCCCUCUUUUUUGCUUAUUUCAGAUAUAAGAUGGAAAGUCCAGUCACUCAGAUCAUCAGAGAUGGCGAUUCAUUCUACUUCUUUAGCUCAUGUAAACUUGUUUAGCUCAUUAUCGCAAAUUCCAAAGUAGCCUUUGUUUUUCCUUAGAGGAGAACAUUUUAUCUUUGCUUAUUCACAGUAAAUUUUAGAAGAUGCAACUGUAAGACAUGGUAGCUAUUACUAUAGCAAGCUACUGGUUGUAGAUGUUUUUAAGGAAUCUCUUAUAUUCUACUUUUAAGUACCCUUAUAUAAAAAUCACAUAGUUGCUGUACAUGUGACAAAUCAGCAGUUAAAGGAUAAUUUCUCAGACUGGGAGAGCCUCCCUUUAUACUGCAUAAACUCCAAACUUUGCCUCUGAGCUGUUACCUCUUUGGCUAAUUUGUACAUUACAGUGAGGAAACCUUUGCUGAGUUGGACUGCAAUCAUGAAGCAAUAUUCCAUGUGCUUGCUAUUUUUAAAUGCCAAAUUGCUAAGGGUACAAAGGUGUUGAGAAAAAACUUGCUAGGAUAUUGUAAAAAUGCAGCGGACUUUCUUGAUGAGGACUAAGUCUAAUUACACAGAAAAUAUCAAAUAGAAAAAACAGUUUGGGUCCCAAGAAUUCUGUAUUCAAUUUCAUCCAUCACUGACUGCUUAACUUCCUUGUGAUAAAACCGUGUUCCAUGCAGCUGAAAGGUCAAAACCUUUUUGUUUUAGUAGGGAUUCCCUAUUAAAAAGUAAGUACCAAGGAUCAGCUUCACCUCAGGUGCACUGCAGGUGAGUAAGCAGGCUAGGUCUUAACUUCCAGAUCCUACAAGAAGUCAUUGAGUUGAGUCCCAGCCAACACAAACUUGUUAAACCCAACUGAUUUUACAAUUACUGUUACUCAUUUCUGCUUAUGCUAGAUCACCUGCAAAAGCUGAUGCUCUGCAGAAUGGCAGCCUUCCAUCUGUGCAGCCUGCUGCUGCUGGAAUCUGAUGGCAGGCCCUCACCAGAAACCCUGCAGACACAAAACCUUGCAUUUUCAGAACAAGAGACUGAAGCUGACUCAGCCUAGUGAAUGAAAAUCAGGAAAUGACCAGGCAUUCUUUGCACGAGCAUAAUUCCUCAGAGGGCCACACUCGCCCAAACGGAUAAACCUCUGAAUGCACAGCAGAGAAUCUCUCUUACAGCUGAAGGAUCAUGACUGCAAUAUCUUUACAGAAUAAACAUCAUAUGCAGCAAUGUAUCUGCUGCAUCAUGAAUCUCGAAAUUUGCCUUAAUUCAUAGCAGAGAAAGCCCCUACACUACAUAAACACACUCUUCUUUGGAGCGUUGUUGGAUGAAGAAUGGAAAGACCAUGAGCUAAUCACAACUAACAAGUUGAAGACAGAAUGAAAAUCAUGACAACUCCAUGUCUUGGUGCGUAAUUAUUAACUGUGCUCUCUCUGACUCAGUCUAGCAUAACAUUAUUUUUACAGUGCAACCUGUGAAUCUUUUUACAAAGCCUAAAAUAAAUUUAAGAACUCCAGAAAUGAAUAAAGAUUCCCAUCACGAUGUCA
Hirundo rustica (Barn swallow) is the source of this 2290-nucleotide messenger RNA. It is a transcript of the gene IL17D, whose product is annotated as interleukin 17D. Gene Ontology annotation, cellular component: extracellular region. Gene Ontology annotation, molecular function: cytokine activity. The coding region runs from base 1 to 642 and encodes 213 amino acids. The record is from RefSeq and is a predicted model, not a curated record. Lineage: Eukaryota; Metazoa; Chordata; Aves; Passeriformes; Hirundinidae. The transcript has 3 exons. Gene Ontology annotation, biological process: inflammatory response.